Messenger RNA from Drosophila innubila, 5427 nucleotides. Its product is annotated as mucin-5AC. Gene Ontology annotation, cellular component: nucleus. The transcript has 2 exons. The record is from RefSeq and is a predicted model, not a curated record. The coding region runs from base 1522 to 2499 and encodes 325 amino acids. Lineage: Eukaryota; Metazoa; Arthropoda; Insecta; Diptera; Drosophilidae.
CGUGUUGGUCCGUUCGUUAGUCAUGGUGGAAAAUUCGAGGAGAGCGUACCUAUGCGCAAGAAUAAGUAAAGAAAAAAGUUGAAUAUUGAUUAAAAUUUCUGCAAAAAAAUAUAUAUAUGUAAUUAUAUAUUGUAAAUGUCUUUAAUUUAAGUGAUAUAAAUCAAAUAUUUGUGUAACGUUUAAUAUUUUAAUACGCGUCAAAGUACAACGAGUGAAGCUAAUCGCACACUAAGAAAAUCGAAAAGCAAAAGCACCAUCUACAAAUUUAAAAGAACGCAAAAGCAAAACUUUUCUUGUGUGUGGCACAUCUUGCAGAUUGCGAUUGCCAACGUUCGUCGUGUACUUUACGAAAAUAAAAAAAUUGAAAAACAAAAAAACAACAACGUUAAACAAAACAGAAUCAGUUAAUAGUGUGAUUUUUUUGAGGCUUUGUCUGUAAGUGAGAGGAGAAAGCUUUAAGCGGAAUCCCUUAAGCAAACAUCCCGUCGCCAUUUUGAAAGUGAUUUUACAUACAUACAAAUAUAUACGUACAUAACUAUCAGAAUAAAUCAACAAGAAAAACAAUCCAAUUUCCCUAUAGAAUAACAAUCGCAAAAUUUAAUUGAAGCUGGCAACAGUGAAAACAAGGCAACCUUAAUAUAAAUGCAAAUUAUUUGUAAUAAUCAGUAAAACAAAGUGGCAAAGAAAAACCCCCCGCAGCUGCAAAGCAAUCAAUAACUGCGACACAUACAGUCGUCUUCUUUACUCCCAUACCGCAUUACUAAAAUCGGCCAGUGUGUGAGCGAGCAAGACAACUGCAAAAGCAACAGCAGCAACAACAACAAUAUUGGUGUGAAAAGGUUUACAACUCAAAGACCCGACUUGGAUGACAGCUAAGACGAUAAGGCAAGAGAAAAAGAGCGAAAGGAAUAAAGAAAACAAAAAUUUUUGGAUAUUAGAGCUAAGAAGGAGAGCCUAACAAAAAGAGAUAAAUCAACAGACUGAUAAACAAUACAUAAAGUUAAAAGUUAAACUAUAUAAAGUAUAUAACUCAAGCUGUACAUACAAAACACGAGAAACAAAUCGAAUACUAGCUGCAAAAAAAAAAAAAAAUUUACUACGUGAGCAGCCGCCCGUUUGCCGAUAAAUCGUGUGAUAGAGAGGAAGAGGAGCAUCGUCACCGAUAACAGAGAGCGAGGCGAGAAGAUUCGGCGAGAAGGAGACGGAAACGAAGAGCAGGCAGCCAAGUAGCAGUUUCGAGUUUGUUAUCGAUAAUAAACAAAAUUGAUUUUAAGUGCGUGUGAUAUUUAAAGUUAAGCAUUAAUUUAGCGAAUAACCAAAAACAAAACAAAAAAAAGGCAAAAAGCAGAAAUUUUAUCAAGCAAAAGGAAAGAGAGUAAGAGAGCGAGUGAAAGAGAGAGAGAGAGAGAUCGCGCGCUUUAGGUAAAGCUCGAUUCAGAUUGAAGAAGAAAGAAAAGAGCAGAGAGCAGACAGCAGUGUGAAAAGCUUUGAAAGAGAAAGCGACGAAAGCAAGAAAUUACUAUGACAUACUCGCACAAUAGCGUUAGAAACAACAUUAAAAUGACAACAGCAUCAGCAACAAAGUCCAUUCGCUUGAAAAAAGGCGCAACGACCCCACCCCCAAUUCCCGGGACACCAACAGCAACAACAACAACAAUAGAAUCAACAACAACAAUAGCAGCAACAACAACAACAACACCCUCGGUAACUGCACAUUCCAACAGUAUUGCCAGCAGUACAAACUUUAACAACAACAACAAUCAGCACUUCCAUCAGCAAGCUUUAAGCACAUCGCCCACCCACUGCACCCCAAGCACCCCCAAUAAUCGUACUCAGCAGAGAUUGCAAUCGCAAUCCGCAGGCGCCAAUCAACGCAGUCGUCAACAGCGACAAUCGCCUCAGCAGAUGAGCGGAGGCGGAGGCGGGGGAGCGUUCUUCUUUGCCAACAACAGCAGCAGCAGGCGUAACGGAGGGGGAGGCGGUGGACGAUCACCACAGGGAGGAAUAACAUUGGUGCGACAAUCGCCAGCAACCAUUUUGGGCGGUGGUUUCUCACCAGCAGCAGCAGGAGUUUUGGGAGGAUCAGCAGGUGGUUCGGCACGCAAGCAGCGCAGAAGUCCAACAACAACAACAACAGUAGCAGCAGCAGGUGCAACAACAAGCAGUUUUGGUAUUGGCGGUAAGAUCUCGCCCCAACAUGCACUUAUACCCACCGCAUUGACGCACUUUGCGGGCAGCAAGUGCUUUGACGCACCGGCACCAACGGCACUGCCCAAGCCGCCGCAGCAUUGGACACUGACCAAGUCGGAGGAGAAGUUGGUGGCCAGCAGUGCUGGUCCCGCAUUGCAGAGUCUCUUGCGCGGCGAGAGAUGCAGUGCAUCCAAGUUGCAUCUCAAUGGCGGCAUUGGCGCCGGCUACGUCGUUAAGUCAUCCAAGCGCAAUCUUCUCGAUGACUUUGAUACGCACAACCUUAAGCUGUUGCUCAAUGUGCAGUCGUAGUUUAAAACCAACCAAAAGGAACCGAAGCGAGAUAUAACCCCAACUAACUGAACACGAACACGAAGGACCCAAAUGACCCCGUUAAUGACUUGCGAAACAAACAAAAAACAAGUAUACAAAAAUCAAAAAUAUAAAAAUUGUAAAAACUUAAAAAAAAAAAGAAACGAAAAAAAAACCAAAUCAUUUAAAUGAUAAUUUGAACUUUUUUAAACAAAAGAUAAAAACAAUAAUUAAAAAAAAAAAAAGAAGAGUAAAUGUUUGUGAUCUCAAAUGCAUCAUAAAACAGCGACAAAAUUGAGAAGCUAAAAACAAAAAGAAAACAAAACAACAAAAAAAAAAACAAAUCUUAAAAAACGUAAAAUUUAAAGAAAUGUAAACAAAUUGAAAACAAUUGUCCUCACACCAACAACAAUAACGACAGAACUACAACAACAACAACAACACACAGAGAUACACAACAAAAAAGAUGCAAAAUUCCCCAAAGACAACAACAACAACAAGAACUGUUAACUUCAAUAUGCAAACUUUGAAAAUGGCCAAUCGACAGAUAAAGAGUAAAAGAAGAAGAACCUUAAACGAAAUUAAUGAAAAUAUCAAAGAAUCGACGCUUGGCUAAAAAGAAGAAGACGGCAGAGAUGUAGAAAGAGAAGGAGAUGGAGCAGAGCAAGGAGGGAUUGAAAGAACAGUAAGAGAGAGAGCUCUAUAUGUAUGUAUAACGGAUACUUCACAACUGAACAUUGUUUUAUAAACGUGAUACGCAAAUAGACUUGAAAAAUGUAAUUGAUAAGUAAAAUUAUAAAUUAUAUAAAUAUGUAUGAUGUAUUUAUGAGUAAUUAAAAUGACGCUAGAAGCGCUACAUAAGUACACCUUAUGUUUACUUAUAUUCCCCAAGCGGACAAAAUGUGCAACGUACCUUAAAAACAAAACAAACACACAAAAAAACUAAAUAAAAAAAAAACAAAACUUAAGAAACUGUUGAGAGAUAAUAAGCACACACAACUGAAGAAAGAAGAGAAAUUAUUGAUGAAUCGAGAAAAAUUAAAAUCACAUUUAAUAAUCGUAAUAAAAAUAAUGAUAAUAAUAAUAAAAAUAAUAAUGAUACCCAUUAAAUAAUACCACCCACCAAAUCACAAAAGACUAAUUCAACUUAAAAAAAAAAAAAAGAAAGAAUGAAAGAAAGAAAAAACUCAACGACAAACUCAACGCUGCAGAGAACAGCGCAAAAUGCAUUCAACUUGCCUCUAUAAACAAAAGAAACCUUAAACUAUAACUAAAUAAAUAAAUAAAUUUAUAUAAAGAAAACUCAACGGCCUCUCUACCUUAAGAUAUCAUACAUAUGUAUAUGCAUAAAUACACGCAUACCAACACACUUAAUAUAUAGCAUAAACUUCCAUUAUUUUUAGUUUUUAAAACAAGCUUUGUAAAAAAUGAGUUAAAACAUAUGUAGAAACAAAAAUGGCUUUAAAUUCUAACUGUAAUUCUAAUUUAUACAUUCUUGAAUUGUACAUAUUAUGAUGCUAAAAAUAAUAAAUAUUUCAAAAAAUUAUUUAAAGCAAUUCUUCAAAAUGAAAACAAAUUCAAAAGCUAAACAAACAAACAAAAAAUAAGAAAACAAUUGUGAAACUUUGUUGCAAUCCCCACAAAACGCUUUAUAUAAGAGUUGAUGAUGAUGAUGAUGAUAAUAAGGAUAGUGUUAGAGAGGAGGAGAAUGAGGUAUAUAAAAGUAAACAAGAAAAUGCAACUACUACUUUUUAUGUGAAACUAUUCGUUGAUGCUCAUAUAUUAAAAAUAACAAACAAAACAAAAAAAAACACUUGAACCCAGUACCUUAUUUUCAUUAUUAGCAUUUAAUAUUAAUUGUUAAUAAUUAAUAUGUAUGUAAAUUAUUUAAGCAAUCUUCCCCUAAAAAAACCAUACCCCAACCUCACAAAAACAUCCAAAGUUAUUGUAUUUUGCGUAAAAAUUGUAAAAAAAAAAAAAAAACACCAACAACAAAAGAAAAAUCGCAGCGUGAGUUUUGUUGUUAUUUGUUUUUCUUUUUAGUUUUUUUUUUUGCCAUGUGAAUUGGCUCUUUGAGUGAUAAGCCAAAAAAAUUAAUUAAUGAAGAUGAUUUGAGUUUUAACCAUUUUAUAUACCGUAAAAGAAAAUGUUUAUUGUUUAACUUCCUGCUACAGCUAAAUUAUACAAAACAUACGAAUGAUGAUCAUUAUGAUGAUGAUGUUAGUUUUUAAAUGUUGAAAAGCCAAAAAAGUCAUGCACUACUGUUUAGGUUUACUUGAGAGCAAGUUGUCAUAUAUUGGUAGCUUUAAAGCUUGUAACCUUCAAGUUACUAUACACAUACACACACACACACACACACAUACACAUACAUGUACCAUACAUACACAUACAUAUGUACACUAUACUACUAAGAGUAUUUUAUGAAACAAGAGUUCGAGCAGUGCUCGACCCUAGCCAACAAGAUAAAGGUAAUCCCCCUUAAUCGCAUACAUACAGAAAGCAAAGCAAGAAUGAAGAAUUAAGAACUCAACAACUUGUCGCGCAGAAUUUUGCAUUUUUUUAAGAGUGUAAGCUAUAAAACACAAAAAAAAAAAAUAAGAAAACCACAUUUGUUACUGGACGUCAAUUUAAGUGAAACGUACAUUUGAUAAAUAUAAAUGAAAACAACCAAAAGCAAAAAUCUUAAAGAAAGAUAAAUACAGAAUACAAAUAAUAAUAAUAUCUAUACCCGAACCAAAAUGGCGCACAUCAUUGUAUUUGGUUUUUUUCACUUACCUUCGAGUCAGCCACGUUUUGGCUUUGAUAACUUUUAAAAAACACCAAUCAGUACAAAUUAAUUUCCAUUUUAAAGUUCGGGGUCAUUAAGAGCCAUACCCUCAAGCAAAGUCCGUAGCCCGACUCGAAGAUAAAUGAAAAAAAAUAUCAAAA